AUGCCUGCUUCAGCCACACAUCAGCAUCUUCCACUAUAUGAGAAAGGACCCUCAUUUGCUGAACAUAAUGCUGCCAUCAGCCACAUGCAUUUGGCUCAUGGUCUAACUGCACGUUGUCUUGCACUAUCUGGAUUACGUCAGGUCCCGGGCACAAUCGCAAACUUCAUCACAAAGGACUCUGGUCAUGAACAGCACCAAGGCUUGGGUCCCGAUAGGGGUUCUCCCCGCGACGAUCCCGCAACCAAUGACUCCGGUUGCUUGACGGAAACCGAAUCCUCAGGGACCACACCACCCCCCAGAAAGCAGCUUGCUGCAAUUAGGAUGCGCAAGCGUACCGUUGGCAUCGACGGCUUGGAAAGCACCAAGGAUCUGGUUGUGUCUUCGAAAACCGGACACGAUCACGUCGGGUUUGGCGCUGGAAAUGUCUUCGAGCAGAUGGGCAUUGUUGGUCACUCAGGCAAAUUUACUCCAAUACAAAUUCAAGGCCAGAUUCCUGCCGAUAUUAUGAAUGAUAUCCCCGAGCAGUAUCGAGAUGGACUGCUUGUACACCAAACUAAGCACGUGGAUCAUACUAAAGAUAUUCAAACAUCGGAAACCACUGAAAAGAAUGCGCUAGGCCUCACGAGCACCCUUCAGCAGACAAUCGUCCGCGAAAACUUUCUUGCCGACGCGAAAUAUCAUAUUCUGGCUAAAGGUGCACAUGUCCAUGUACACGUGAAGGAACAAGGAAUCCGAGCCCCCGAUCCUAAGGCUAAGCACAAGUUCCUCACAGCCACUGCAACUGAGCAGAUGGAAGGAAAAGCCAAAACUUACGCUGCAUGGGAUGAUCUUAUUGCGUUGAUACCUCCGCAUGACCACGAAGAUUUUGGGGCGUAUCUCGCACAAACGGAACGUGAUGACCCAUUGGAGCGGAUUCAAAACCAAGUCGCUGUGUACCAGUUCAGCCGUAAAUACAUCAGCUUCACGGAUCAAAAAAACAAGCUAAGAAGUAUCACAGCUCCACCCUCUGCAGAGGUCCACCCCACUGUCUCCGAUUCAGGUUCAAGAAAAGAAAAUGCGAAUGAGGUAGAAUCAGGGGAAGAGGUUUGGAAAGGGAAUACCCCAUCAAAAGAAAAUGAGAAGGUGAUAAAAUCAGGAGACGAGGUUCAGAAAUCAUCAGACGAAAGACAGACGGGCAGGAGUGACGUAGACGUCCGGACUGCCCAAUUCGUUGAACAGAUUGGUUAUCUUCUGCCGCGUCAAGACCCACCUAGCAACAUUGACGACCCCAACUUCAUGCAAUUUAAAGAAUUGAAAAUGGCACUCAAAAUCCGUAUGCACCAAUCGGACGCUGAGAUCAAGCGCUUUGUCACAUGGAUCAAUGCACACCACAAACAAAGUCUCGGCCAGAUAGCGGACGAUGACUGGUUCCCAACGUAUGAGCUGUUUUGGAAUUAUGCGACAUAUCUCCAUAAGGAAGAUCUGAAAAAUGUUAACCCUACGCAAUUUGACUUGAUAAAUAAAAAGGGAGUCGAGGCGGUUGCACAAAACCAUGAAAAACAUUACUUCUCCCCCUAUCUCAAAGAACUCCUUGAAGCAAAUUUGACGCCAGUGGAAAGAAAGCAUUUCGGGAAGACUGUUUUAUACAAAGACAAGAAAAACGUGCUAGUCAAUGUAUUCUCCAAGAAGGGAAAGCCCAAAGCCGAAAACAGAAAUCCGUAUGUGUACAGGAGCGAGUUCGCAAAAGAACUAAAAGAAUGGCGCGAAAAACCCAGAACGAUUCGCGAGAAAUUGGAAUUAGGCCUCGAAUCCGCAAUGAUGAAAUCUAAAAAAGUGGCUUCUUCGUGGGCUGAGCGAUGUAAAAACGCAUUCAGGAAUAUUUUUGCAAUCUUGCGCAAAAAAAUCCGGAAUUUAAUUCCUAUUGUUAAGAAGAGAGUUGAUUAG
Molecule: messenger RNA, 1923 nt
Organism: Puccinia triticina
Lineage: Eukaryota; Fungi; Basidiomycota; Pucciniomycetes; Pucciniales; Pucciniaceae
Exons: 17
Coding region: 1-1923 (640 amino acids)
Source: RefSeq, a predicted model, not a curated record